CAUGAAUGAAAGGCCUCGAAAUACACAAUAGUUUAGAUUGUAGACUUUCGUGGAUAACACAGAAAAUGCGUUUUCCGUUUAGAAGUAUCACUUACAGUGUUGUCAGUUACUUACGCGCUUCUUGUUAAGGUUGAAACAAUGCUGACAUGUUCCGCUCCGCAAGCCGUAUAUAAAGCGGAAACGUUCAACAAGAGAACAUCAACUCCAAGUUCCACCAUCGAACUUGUUCAUUACUGCAGCUCGGAAAAUCACACGUUUUCGAAGAUGAAUCCAGUGUACUGCGCGCUCGCCUUCAUUGUCUUCUUUGCCGGAAUUCUGAUCGAUCAAGGAUAUGCCGGUGGGUAUUACAACAGCUACUCAAGCUACCGGCGACCUUACUCAGCAUAUUCAAGUUACGACAGUUACUAUCCGCAACGAUACGGUUCCUACGGCCGAUAUGGCGGUUCCUAUUCGGGAAGCUACGAACGAUACAAUUCAAAUGGAUACGGAAGACGCUAUCAGCGGGACGUGGAAGCCCAGGUGGAAGAGAAAAGUGGUGACAGCAAGCUGAGAAAAGGUUACAGCCGGUAUAGUUCGGGAGGACGCUACUACCAAUCUGGAUACGGAUCGCGUUAUUCGAGUCGUUAUGGCUAACAAACAAGAAUGCUUGAACCUUUAAACAAACUCAAAUUUUAACGUUUUAUACAGCAAAAUUUUUGUAUUUCUUUGUUGCGUCAGUCGCAAGACGGGAACGAUUCCAAAAACAGUGUUUUCUAUAUACGAUUUUUACGAAUUUUUAAAAAGUUGUAGUCAUCAGAAGAUGGGAAAUUAAAUGUCAAAAACACUCUCAGCCGACUAAGGUGUA
Messenger RNA from Paramacrobiotus metropolitanus, 844 nucleotides. RefSeq names its product peroxisomal membrane protein PEX13-like. The transcript has 3 exons. Lineage: Eukaryota; Metazoa; Tardigrada; Eutardigrada; Parachela; Macrobiotidae. The coding region runs from base 139 to 633 and encodes 164 amino acids. The record is from RefSeq and is a predicted model, not a curated record.